This is a messenger RNA of Durotheca rogersii, 1525 nucleotides long. RefSeq lists its product as uncharacterized. The transcript has 2 exons. Lineage: Eukaryota; Fungi; Ascomycota; Sordariomycetes; Xylariales; Xylariaceae. The coding region runs from base 100 to 1443 and encodes 447 amino acids. Gene Ontology annotation, cellular component: fungal-type vacuole membrane. The record is from RefSeq and is a predicted model, not a curated record.
UGCGCUGGUAAACAUCAAUAGCGGUAGCCCUCGGGUGCUCGUCCCAUCGUCUCUCUCGUCACGAUCUUGUAGUUGAACGCCACUCAGGACAACGCGACAAUGGCGUCGGCUUCCCAGGAGCAUACUUCGCAGUACGACCGCAGUCUCUCGUCUUCCGCCCAUGGCGGCCAGGGCGAUAGCCGCGGAGGACCAUCGAAAGCCCCCGAAAGGCUGGGCGACGAUGCCUCUUUGGAAGAUCACGUUCGAGAGAAGGCGCCGGCCGCUGCCCUUCUCACGAAGAAGCAGAAGUUCAAGCACCAUUGCAAGCGGUUCUGGUGGGCGUACUUGAUAGGGUCCAUCCUCUUCCUCGCCGCAUUCCUGCCCAUCCUGUUCAAAGUGGUCAUUCCGGUAGCUGUGCAGCGAAUAAUCGACAACCAAGAGAUGCCCGUGUUGGGUGGCGCAUUCGUCGCCGUAUCGCCCACUCAACUCAACAUCUCUAUCACUAGCGUACUCGACUCAUCUCUACCGGCAAACGUUGACCCUGUGCAGCUGUAUAUGUACAACAAGGAGACCCCCGAGUUCUCGCCCUUCGUCAAUGUAACCCUUCCGGCGAUGCGCGUGCACGGGGAGACGAAUGUUGUUGUUACGGAUCAGACAGUUACAGUAACCAACGAGACGGAACUCGUCACCUGGUUCGGCGAGGUCUUCGACCAGCCGACGGUUACGCUCUCUACCCGGGGCGACGCGGAAGUUCGCUUAGGGGCGCUGCGUUCGACUGCGUCCAUCGACAAGACCAUCGAGGUGGCCUCGCUCGACAAGCUAAAAGGGUUCGGCAUCGAGCACAUCCAGCUCAUACACCCGGCGCUCGAGAACGGCACGAACAUCAGGGGGACGCUCAACCUGCCGAACUGGGGCGCGCUGACGCUCGGGAUCGGCGACCUCUCGCUCAACCUGAUGUCGGGCGACCUGCGGAUCGGGCUGAUCACCAUCUACGACGUGCUGAUCUCGCACGGCAACAACUCGCGCUACUUCGACGGGGAGCUGUACCUCGACGUGCUGGGGCGGAACUUCAUGACGGUGGUGCGGAACAACGCGGAGGCGCUCGGCGCGGGCAGCGUCCGCAUCGACGCGACGGGCAACGCGACCGUCGUCGACGGCCAGCACAUCGGCUUCAUCGAGGCCGUGCUCAACCGGCGGCGCGUCACGUCCCUGACGCCCGUCGUCCAGCUGCUCGGCGACCUCGUCGGCAGCCUCACUACCGGCAGCAGCGUGUCCAUCCCCGACCUGCUCGACGAGGUCCUCGGCAACACGACCCUCGUCGAGAACGCGCUGCGCCACUGGCCCGCCGCCAAGCUCGCCGCCGACCCGGCGAAGCGGUCCCUGCCCUCGCUGCAGAAGGACCUCCUUGGGCCUGGGAUGGAGCUGUUGAAGCUAAGGCUGAAGGCGAAGCUCGCGAGACUGUGAAGGGAAAGGAUGGGGGUGGUUGUCUGCGGAGCGUUGGUGGUAACGACGGACGACGAUAUUAUAGUUGGCGUCCGGUAAGGAU